GGGCAGGUAGAAGGCGUAUGCGCGUGAUAUGAUUGGCGUAAUUACACAGCACGUGACAUAAGAAGACGCACAGCUUCUAGGGUGCCUCUACUUCUCUAAUGUUGCCUGUUUUAUCUACGACCCUAGACUUGAAAGUUCGAUCCGAUAGGGAGGGUAUGUUUUUUCAUCGUUCCAAAUGAUGUAGGUAAAAAACAGUUGCCUGUUGGAUUCUCUAUGUUUAAUUUAUUGAUUGCGGUUACUCAAUUAUGAAUGAAGCGUAGCCGAUUCCUGGUAGUCUCAUAGUUCACCGCGAAGCAACAAAUCAGCAUCAAGUCUUCCUCUCCUUCACUCAAAUUUUUCAAGCAAAUCACUGCUACUACAACCGCCCUCUGUCUCAUACACAAAGAACGCAUUGUUCGAGGCUGUCGGACGCUUCGUUACUCGUCCAGGUGAGGCGCAAACGUGUUUAGCAAGUUGCGGUUACGUCAUGUAAUCAUUAAUCAGCAUAUAUGAUGACGAGAAGCCCAGCUGUACUGUAGUACGGCUCAAAAGACGAAAACUACCUUACUCUUGCUUUCAGAAAGUCUGGAAUAAAUCAAGAACAAUGUAAGUUCGGAAAAAGAAAAAAGACGAAACGUUUACAGGAUAAUUCUACUGAUGCAAUGACGAAGGAAUGAAGCCAAACGUGCGACGUUCGGAAUUGGAACCGGAUAGGACUACACAAGCUGCUCUAGACUACCCUAUAUAAUACAGUUUCCGAGCCAAAGUUUGUCAUUCUGAGAUUCAGUACACUUACGAUAGCUAUGGCUAGCGCUGCUCGAGAACUUGUGCGGAGACUUGUUGCUCAACACCGCGUCGUCGUCUUCUCGAAAACCUACUGUCCUUACAGCAUGGACGCCAAAGCUGUCGUGAGAUCGGCUACAAAGGGAAUCGCUUCAAGUUCGAGCAUCAAAGACAAACUUCUGGUUCUGGAGCUCGAUCAAAGAGGAGACGAAUCAGACAUGCAGGCUGCUCUGUCCGAGCUGACUGGUCGAACCUUCGGUCCCACGGUGUGGGUGGGUGGCAAAUUCAUUGGAGGAAGCACUGAAACACGAGAUCUGUAUGAAGGAGGCAAAUUGGAGAAAAUGGUCAACUCUGCCAUGGCAUCCUGAUCCUGAUACAACUAGCAAUGGUGUCUACUUUCAAGAAGACAACACAAUUUUAACUCUAUUUUGCUUUCAUAGCAUGAAGUUUGUAAGAUCAGUGACUGGAUUUAGAUCUAAUCUUAGACUUUAGGAUUUAUAUUUGAGAACAGUUGUUACCUAAAUUCUAUUGGAAAAUACAAAAAGGUCAGAUCUGUAGAACAC
This is a messenger RNA of Corticium candelabrum, 1325 nucleotides long. RefSeq lists its product as uncharacterized. Gene Ontology annotation, cellular component: cytoplasm. Gene Ontology annotation, biological process: cellular response to oxidative stress. Gene Ontology annotation, molecular function: glutathione disulfide oxidoreductase activity. Lineage: Eukaryota; Metazoa; Porifera; Homoscleromorpha; Homosclerophorida; Plakinidae. The transcript is spliced from 2 exons. The coding region runs from base 783 to 1130 and encodes 115 amino acids. The record is from RefSeq and is a predicted model, not a curated record.